GCGUGGCCCACCUCCAGUGACAUCACGCUCCAAAGCCCUAUUGCCUUUUACAUUCCUGAGCGCCCCCUGUGGGUAGCUUCUUUAAUAGCAACUAUCAUUACACAAACCCCUGCUGGUUCUUUGUUGUGUCUCUUUGUAUAAUGACAACAAUCCAAACUGAGUCCGAUUGAACUGAAGACAGUUGCUGCUAGCUACACUCUGAGGUCAUUCAGAUGCUUCAGCACAUCCAUGAUGGCAGAAACGGAGUUGUUACUCUUGUUUAUGCAGUUUAAAAAGGACUUUUUCCGUCUACAGCGUUCAGAAAAUGGCCGAAGGUAAAACUCAGUUUCCCAGAAUCCUUUCCCCGGUACGAAAAUUUCCCGGCAUGCCAUUCAGCAUAGAAGCCGAGAAGAAGACGGAGCGUCAUGAUGGAGUCUGGUGGAGGCUGAAGCGAGCAAACGUGCUUCGAUCCGAGCUGAGUGCUGUCCGAGACGCUCGCGCUCCUGAGGAGAAUCCCUUCACGAAGCCCCGCGGUGCUCCACGAGCGCGCGCUAGUUAGCUAGCUACCUGCUACGGAGACUGUCGGUUAACCGGUCGCCAUGGCGACGGAUGUGGGCUCGCCGCAGCGCUUCUUCCAUAUGCCGCGUUUCCAGCACCAGGCGCCGCGGCAGGUGUUCUACAAGAGGCCUGACUUCGCCCAGCAGCAGGCCAUGCAGCAGCUCACCUUUGAUGGCAAGCGCAUGAGGAAGGCCGUGAACCGCAAGACCAUUGACUAUAACCCGUCCGUCAUCAGAUACCUGGAGAACCGCUUGUGGCAGCGAGACCACCGAGACUUCAGGGCCAUCCAGCCCGACGCAGGAUUCUACAACGACCUCGUUCCUCCCAUCGGCAUGUUGAGUAACCCGAUGAAUGCCGUCACCACCAAGUUUGUGCGAACCUCCACCAACAAAGUCAAGUGUCCCGUGUUCGUCAUCAGGUGGACUCCCGAGGGCCGCCGCCUGGUGACCGGAGCCUCCAGUGGGGAGUUCACUCUGUGGAACGGACUCACCUUCAACUUCGAGACCAUUUUACAGGCCCACGACAGUCCGGUCCGGGCCAUGACCUGGUCUCACAACGACAUGUGGAUGCUGACGGCCGACCACGGCGGCUACGUGAAGUACUGGCAGUCCAAUAUGAACAACGUGAAGAUGUUCCAGGCUCACAAGGAGGCGAUUAGAGAAGCCAGUUUCUCUCCGACUGAUAAUAAAUUCGCCACCUGCUCGGAUGAUGGCACGGUCCGAAUCUGGGACUUCCUGCGCUGCCACGAGGAGCGAAUCCUCAGAGGUCACGGUGCUGAUGUAAAGUGUGUCGACUGGCACCCCACCAAAGGCCUGGUGGUGUCGGGCAGCAAGGACAGCCAGCAGCCAAUCAAGUUCUGGGACCCGAAGACGGGACAGAGUCUGGCUACACUCCACGCCCACAAAAACACGGUGAUGGAGGUGAAGUGGAACCUGAACGGUAACUGGCUGCUGACAGCGUCACGUGACCACUUGUGCAAGCUGUUUGACAUCAGGAACCUGAAGGAGGAGCUACAGGUGUUCAGGGGACACAAGAAGGAGGCCACAGCGGUGGCGUGGCAUCCUGUCCACGAAGGACUGUUCGCCAGCGGAGGCUCCGAUGGGUCGCUGCUCUUCUGGCACGCCGGGGUGGAGAAGGAGGUCGGGGGGAUGGAGAUGGCUCACGAGGGAAUGAUCUGGAGUCUGGCCUGGCACCCACUGGGUCACAUCCUGUGUUCCGGCUCCAACGACCACACCAGCAAGUUCUGGACAAGGAACCGGCCGGGCGAUAAAAUGAGAGACCGUUACAACCUGAACCUGCUGCCCGGGAUGUCGGAGGACGGCGUGGAGUACGACGACGUGGAGCCAAACAGCAUUGCCGCCAUCCCCGGGAUGGGCAUCCCCGAGCAGCUAAAGGCCGCCAUGGAGCAAGAGCAGAGCAGUAAAGAGGCGGAUCCUGAGGUGGAGAUGUCCAUCCCUGGGCUGGACUGGGGCGUGGACGAGGUCAUGGGCAAAGACGCUAAGAAGGUCCCUCAGAAGAAAGUCCCGUACGCCAAACCGAUCCCUGCGCAGUUCCAACAGGCCUGGGCGGAGAACAAAGUACCCGUGAUGCCUCCUUCUGGAGAUCUGUCCAAAGACAGGAAGGUGGAGCAGAAAGUGGAGAUGAAGAAGAAGACUCAGGCGGAGAUCGAGCAGGAGAUGGCGGCUUUGCAGUACACCAACCCCAUGCUGCUGGAGCAAAUGAAGAUGGACCGAAUGAACCAGAUGAACACAGAUGGGAACAUGGGCCCCCCACAGGGACAGGGCUCCAUGCCCCCCUUCCCGGGCCCUGGAGGUCCUGGCGGCUCUAUGCCUCCUGGUCAGCAGGGCUGUCCUCCAAACAUGCCUCCUCAACAGAUGUCCAACAACAUGGGCCCCCCAAUGGGCCCUGGAGGCAUGCAGCCUACAUUUAUGGGCCCUGGACAGAUGGGCCCACCCUCUGGACCCCAGUCUCACCAGGGGCCCCCUCAGAGCAUGAUGGGGCCACCGGACAUGCAGGGGCCUCAAGGUAUCCAGAGACAUCCCGGCCCCCCAAGGAACAUGGGACCCAGGGGGAUGCAGGGGCCCCCUGGUGGCAUGAUGGGCCCACCCCCUCGAGGAAUGGGUCCAAGAGAUCCUCAAGGGCCCCCACCUCAGGGGGCCAUGAUGCCACCUCAAGGGAACUUGAUGGGCCCCCAGGGUUCUAUGCAGGGGGGGAUGAUGGGGCCCCCACCAAGGACACAUGGGAACAUGCCCAACAACUAUGGGAUGGGCAACAUGCAGGGGCCCCCAGGAGGGAUGCAUGGACCUCCAGGAAACAUGCAGGGGCCCCCUGGUAACAUGCAAGGACCCCAUGGAAACAUGCAGGGGCCCCCUGUUAACAUGCAGGGCCCCCACGGAAACAUGCAGGGGCCGCCAGGAAACAUGCAGGGACCCCCGUACAUGCAGCACCAGGGUCAGAACUCGGGGCCCAUGAUGCACGGGAUGGGGCAGCAGGGGCCCAACAACAAAGACCCUCGAGGGCCACCUCCAAACCACCACAUGGGCCCUCCAGACCGGCAGGGCCCAGGGGCACCAGACCAGGGCUCAGGGUCAUACUGGGGGGACAACCAGCAGGGCCGACAUGGGUCGCAGGACUUUGACGGAGGCCAGGAUUUCCACAGCAGAGAGGAAGGCUGGAGGCCCGGACCAGGAUACCAGGGGGGAGGAGGAGGAGGCGGCAGCCACAGGGGGCAGGACACCGAGGAGGUGGAGGGAGCGGAGGGAACUGGGGACCUGAUGAGCGGUUCGGUGGGGAAGGCUUUAGAGGACGCAGAGACGACAGGUACAGAGGAGGCGGCCCCGGCCGGCCUGGCAGUCGAGGUUACCCCGACGACUACGGUGGCCAGGAGGAGGGUUUCGAUGGCCCCGAGGAGAUGGGUCGAAGCUGGGACUCUGGAGGCCAUGGGAGGCCGCCUCGAGGAGGUGUUCCGCCCAGAGGAGGAGGUCACGAUGGUUAUCGGGACGGGCAGCAGAUGCACGACGGGUCGACUCCGACUGGUCGAGAGCGCCCCUCCUCCAUGCAGGGGAUGGACAUGGCGUCGCUUCCCCCCCGCAAGCGUCCGUGGCAGGAUGGCCCAGGAACCGGCGACCCGCGAGAUCACGAGUCGGAGCGACCCGACGGAGGUCGCCCGCAGAGGGAGGAUGGCGGUUAUGGCCCGUCUGGUCGAGGUGGGCGGGGCGGUUGGGGCCCCGGAGGAGGCCCCAGGAGAGGAGGCCCGCCGCCCAGAGGAGCACCGAGGGGGGCCGGAGCCGGUAGUCUUAGAGAAAGAAGAAGAACAAAAGUCCCAUGAUCCUCCUCUCCUCUGGUCAUCCCCCCUGCUGGUCCCUGCACAGACUGAGGGCAGGGCUUCCUGCUGGACUAGUGGUCAUGUGACAGGCUGAGGCCUGUUCUGGCUCGUGAUUGGUGCUGCAGAGACUGAACCGGCGUCUUUUAUUCACCUCGUCUGCAGCGUUUGUCCUUUUGUAACAGAUUUCUAUGUUUGUGUUUUCACUGAGGUGGACAAUAAAGAUUCACACUUCAAACUCGUCA
This is a messenger RNA of Oreochromis niloticus (Nile tilapia), 4104 nucleotides long. RefSeq names its product WD repeat domain 33 (gene wdr33). NCBI's taxonomy places the organism in Eukaryota, Metazoa, Chordata, Actinopteri, Cichliformes, Cichlidae. The transcript has 21 exons. The record is from RefSeq and is a predicted model, not a curated record. Gene Ontology annotation, molecular function: protein binding. Gene Ontology annotation, biological process: mRNA 3'-end processing. Gene Ontology annotation, cellular component: mRNA cleavage and polyadenylation specificity factor complex. Bases 579 to 3956 code for a protein of 1125 amino acids.